CGCAGUUAGCGGUCCAUGUUCUUCAUGCAUUCUUUUUGUGUGAUGCGGUCUUGGGAAACGCGGGACGCCAGUUGUAUAGCGAUUGUCUCAUGAAUAGUGUACCUGUACUGCUUACUGCAUUAUAACUACCAGCCAAUGGCAGCGAGUGAGGACGAAACUGAGGUGUUCAGCCAUCUCGGCCAAAUCUUGGCCGAUCCUCCACCCAAGAGAGAUUUAUGCAACAAGUGCAGGCGGCCGCCUUCCGUUUGCUGGUGCUGUUCUUUGCCGGCGACCCCAGUUGCCAUCUCUAGCAAGGUUUACAUCCUCCAACAUCCCGGAGAGGUGAAACGGAACCUGUCCACAGCUCCUAUGCUUGAGGCAGCACUCUCCAACGAGAGAUGCAUAAUUCUCCGAGGUCGUAGGUUCUCUCGGGAGCGCUAUGGGCCACUGGAAAGUGUCCUUGAGGAUCCUCCGUCAGCGGACACUAUCCUGCUGUAUCCUGGGCCUGAGGCCAAAGACGUUCAAUUAUUAGCUACUGUUCAACAGCGAGGGCGAGGAUACAAUAUUGUAGUUUUGGAUGGCACCUGGUCACAAGCUCGUUCACUCUUCUUCAACAGCCCGCAGCUGCACUCACUGCAGCAGGUGCAGAUAAAUGCUUCUCAGGCAAGUCACUAUGUGAUACGAACUCAGCCAACAAGUGAAUGCCUUUCAACAGUAGAGACGGUGGCCUAUGCCUUGGCAGCUCUCGAGGAGAAGCCACAUCUCAAAGAGGUGCUGACAAGGCCGCUGCAGACCUUGUGCCGUUACCAGCUGGAACAUGGUGCUGUGGAACACCAGAGCAAGGAGUUUCUGAUUCAGAAUGGACUAUACAUGAAGCCGUUGUCACGACGCAUCAUGCACAAGCUGGCACGCAAUGAAGAUCUCAAAGACGCUUUGAAGUGACUGCAGUGUUACGACUUGUGGCCAAAUAUGCGAGGGCAGUGCUGUGGUUUAGUGUGGUGGACCUGCCAAUUAGGUGACAGUCCAGUUGGCAAUCAUUUCUGCAAUUGAUGUGAAUGUUAAAGCACCGAAACCAUACAUGUAACGAAUGUUAGGGCACCUUCAAGCAUCCCUGUGAAGCUUUUUUUUUUUUCCUGGUACUACACAAAGCAUUUAUUUAUGUUUGUCUGAAUGGCAACUGGUGUUACUUCUAGUCUCUGUAUUGAUAAUCAUAAAGCUGUAUGGUUGUGUUGAGUAAAAGAAAUGUAACCUUUGCUCCAUAUACACACACUGAUGCUCUAAAUGUACAAUACUUUUGUACAAUACAAUACUCUUGCCAAGUAAUCACUGUCUAACAGGUUUACUAUUGGAAGGAAGACUUGACGAAAAAAUGUAUUUAAUGAUCAGACAACAUUUGAACACCAAGUACAAUGAGAUUCCAUUGCAGUCUUACAACAAUUUACUAAAGAACAAGUGAAAACAAAAGCACUAGACAUAAUAAACCUCUUGGCAGUACAAGAAAAAAAAGAAA
This is a messenger RNA of Dermacentor silvarum, 1489 nucleotides long. RefSeq names its product tRNA-uridine aminocarboxypropyltransferase 2 (gene Dtwd2). Bases 136 to 921 code for a protein of 261 amino acids. The record is from RefSeq and is a predicted model, not a curated record. The transcript is spliced from 5 exons. Lineage: Eukaryota; Metazoa; Arthropoda; Arachnida; Ixodida; Ixodidae.